AUGCUUAAUUACGAGAAUGAUCCGAGCAAGGCCCGACUAUUUGAAGCAUUAUGUAACUCUCAUACACGUGCCUGGGAAGCAGAGAAAGCUGUCGAGAAAGAACACAUUAUCCAGCUUAUUUUUAGACAGGCAUCACAGCUUUUCGCCUACAAGCAGUGGUUCCAACUAUUGCAACUCGAGAAAAUUUAUUUCCAGAUCAAGAACAACAAUAGCCAGCAGAUAUCCACCAUUUCCCCCCUAAAGUCCCCUGGGUGCCUCAGAGAACUAAGAAAACACAAAAUAGCUGGCACAUGUCUGGCAGGGGAAAACUUGGUAAACAGUCUCAUGCUCGCUAUGAUAUUAGCAAAUAUGCAAUCGAUUUUGCCUUGGGUUUGGGUCUUGUUAGCGCCGGUUUGUUUCUUGGAUGGACUGUAG
Molecule: messenger RNA, 414 nt
Organism: Fraxinus pennsylvanica
Lineage: Eukaryota; Viridiplantae; Streptophyta; Magnoliopsida; Lamiales; Oleaceae
Source: the annotation of a GenBank genome assembly